Poecilia reticulata (guppy) is the source of this 3063-nucleotide messenger RNA. It is a transcript of the gene mau2, whose product is annotated as MAU2 sister chromatid cohesion factor. Gene Ontology annotation, molecular function: protein binding. Gene Ontology annotation, biological process: mitotic sister chromatid cohesion. NCBI's taxonomy places the organism in Eukaryota, Metazoa, Chordata, Actinopteri, Cyprinodontiformes, Poeciliidae. The record is from RefSeq and is a predicted model, not a curated record.
CCGUAGCGCUGAAAAACUUGUUGUUGUCUGGGAAAAUGGCGUCAAACGUAGAGGCCCCGGAGCGUUGGUACCUCGCCCUCCUCGGCUUUGCGGAACAUUUCCGAACCUCCAGUCCACCCAAAAUACGGCUGUGCGUACACUGUCUACAGGCCGUGUUUCAGUUCAAGCCCCCGCAGAGGAUCGAAGCUCGGACGCAUCUCCAGCUGGGUUCGGUUCUCUACCAUCACACCAAGAACAGCGAGCUGGCCCGCAGCCACCUAGAGAAAGCGUGGUUUAUAUCUCAACAACUUCCUCAGUUCGAAGAUGUCAAAUUUGAAGCUGCGAGUAUUCUGUCGGAACUAUUUUGCCAACAGAAUUUGGUGGACUCUGCAAAGCCCCUGCUGCGUAAAGCCAUCCAGAUUUCCCAGCAAACACCAUACUGGCACUGCAGACUGCUGUUCCAGUUAGCGCAACUUCAUACUCUGGAGAAAGACUUGGUGUCAGCAUGUGACCUUCUGGGAGUUGGUGCUGAGUAUGCCCGAGUCGUGGGUUCAGAAUAUACCAGGGCUUUGUUUCUUCUUAGUAAAGGCAUGUUGCUGCUAAUGGAGAGGAAGCUUGGCGAGGUGCAUCCUCUUCUCACACUGUGUGGAACUAUAGUAGAAAACUGGCAGGGAAACCCCAUCCAGAAGGAAUCACUGAGAGUAUUCUUCCUGGUCCUACAAGUCACACACUACCUGGAUGCUGGACAGGUAAAAAGCGUGAAGCCGUGUCUGAAGCAGCUGCAGCAGUGCAUUCAGACUAUCUCUACACUCCAAGAUGAUGAGAUUUUACCCACCAACCCAGCUGACCUCUUCCACUGGCUGCCCAAGGAGCACAUGUGUGUCCUCGUAUAUCUGGUGACAGUCAUGCACUCCAUGCAGGCGGGCUAUUUGGAGAAAGCCCAGAAGUACACAGACAAGGCUCUUAUGCAACUGGAGAAACUCAAAAUGUUGGACUGCAGCCCCAUCCUGUCUACCUUCCAAGUCAUUCUGCUGGAGCACAUCAUCAUGUGCCGACUCGUCACGGGCCACAAGGCCACGGCAUUGCAGGAGAUUUCACAGGUUUGUCAACUGUGCCAACAGUCCCCCAGGUUAUUCAACAACCAUGCUGCUCAACUACACACACUAUUAGGUCUGUACUGCAUCUCAGUGAACUGUAUGGACAACGCAGAAGCACAGUUUACCACAGCGUUGCGGCUCACCACACACCAGGAGCUGUGGACGUACAUUGUAACCAACCUGGCCAGUGUGUACAUCAGGGAAGGAAACAGACACCAGGAGCUGUAUGGCCUCUUGGAGAGAAUAAACCCGGAUCAUAAUUUCCCAGUCAGCUCCCACUGCCUCCGCGCUGCAGCCUUUUACAUAAGAGGACUUCUGUCCUUUUUUCAGGGACGCUACAACGAGGCAAAGCGCUUCCUAAGAGAAACUCUGAAAAUGUCUAACGCUGAGGAUCUGAACAGACUCACAGCCUGCUCUCUGGUUCUGCUGGGCCACAUUUUCUAUGUACUGGGCAACCACAGAGAAAGCAACAACAUGGUUGUACCUGCCAUGCAGCUAGCCAGCAAAAUCCCUGAUAUGUCUGUGCAGCUCUGGUCUUCGGCGCUGUUGAAAGACUUGAACAAGGCCCUUGGAAACAACAUCGAUGCCCACGAGGCUGCACAGAUGCACCAGAAUUUCUCCCAGCAGCUCCUGCAGGACCACAUCGCGGCCUGCAGCCUCCCUGAGCAUAACCUCAUCAGCUGGACGGACGGCCCCCCUCCUGUUCAGAUCCAAGCCCAGAAUGGUCCAACCACGAGCCUCGCAAGCCUGCUAUGAGGAGCCUCCUGAUGCAUGAUUGUAGCUGGUAAAUUACCACAAGCAGCAAUUUGAUGCCUAAAAAAACCUGCUAUCCACACCACUGUAGCUUAAAAAAAAAAAAAAGGAUUUUUAACAAGUGACAGGUUGGACGUUCACUUUAUUUGCUUCUGAAGAUUACUUCCUGAUUGUCUGCUACUAAUUUUUCCUAAAGUUAUCAAACAAUAACACUCUGACGGCAUGGACUUGGGGCACAAGAUCCGGGUAUGACUGUUGGUUUUUGGGAGGAAGGACACAUGGCAAUGUAUAAAAGGGCUUCAUUGCCUCAGAUGUAGGGAUUUGAGUUUGCCAGGAUUAUCUUCUAUUUCCAUUUCUUGGAAAAGAUCCAGUUAGAUAUGGGCAGUAAAAAAUAUGUAGAAGAAAUUAAUUUAUUCAUGUUGCUAUUUUUGUAACUGUUGAUAAAUAUUUUACAUCUUGCCUUUUUUGUAUGGAAGCUGUUUUUUCUCUCCCAUGCGUGGAAGUUACUAAUGCGGACUCCCUGCACUAUAGUUUUUUUCAGCUGGGGCACGAACCGUAAAUUUUUGAUGAUUUUGUUUUGUUUUUUUUUCCUUUUUUUUAUUUUGCACAAAAUCCACAGUAGGUAAUAUAGACCUGUAACUUAUUUUCACAAUAUAUUCAUUUGAAAAGUCUGUGUAAAAGAAAGAAAAAAAAAAAAAGAAAAAAUAUCAGCAUAUGUUGUUUUGAGGCACAAUCCACUGAGUUUAGGGGAUGCAUUUUAAAUACUAGUAGAAUUUAUCAUAUUAUCACUAAUAUCCUUAAAAAAAACACACAUUUCUCUCAUGUAUUUGUUUAAGUUCCUUUAUAGAGUAUUUCUCGUUCAUGUUUUUUUUUUCUUUCCACAAAUCAGCGGGGUUUUUUUCCCAAACAUUGGAAAAAAAGAUUUAUUUUAUUGUUCUAAUUUGUCUUGAUAGUCCUACUAAAUGAGCUUUUCACAGUAUGUUUGUAUAAAUUUGCCACUUGUCGAACCUUUUAUUGUACAGUGACAUUUUAUAAAUUCAAUUUAGUAAAGUGUGAUACGUAUUAUUUUAGCUACCCUACGUAGGUAUCUCAAUGCUUGGUAUUUAAAGCACUGUAAGAGGUGGACACACAGUUUAAGCUUCAGUACUAGCCAUAUUUUAUCCAAUGCCUCUGUUUUUAAUUCUUACAUUGUUUUCAAUAUUUUUUCCAAUAAAAAUAUGAUUGAAAUCUGUCA